This is a messenger RNA of Pocillopora meandrina, 11877 nucleotides long. NCBI's taxonomy places the organism in Eukaryota, Metazoa, Cnidaria, Anthozoa, Scleractinia, Pocilloporidae. The record is from the annotation of a GenBank genome assembly.
AUGACUUCGUACCAGGACUUUAUAACUCAGAACGAGGACCGUGAUGGUGUUAGAUUUAGCUGGAAUGUUUGGCCCUCGAGUCGACUGGAAGCUACGCGAAUGGUGGGUUGAGAAACAUUCCACAUAGUUAUUCCUCUUUACGACUCAACUCAGGAAUCUCAUCACGAUUUCCAUUAGGUUGUUCCUGUUGGUUGUAUGUACACACCGUUGAAAGAACGACCAGACCUUCCUCCAAUCUGUUAUGAUCCUGUUUUGUGUACAAGGAACGCUUGUAGAGCAGUGUUGAACCCGUUUUGGUAAGUUAGUGAACGAUGUAUGUACGUACAUGAAAUUUGACAUUUGGGAAGAAAAUUUUGAUUUGAUAAUGUAUUGUAUUUGAUUUCUUUUAUGUUUUUGUCAAUAGUCAAGUGGACUAUCGAUCUAAAGUUUGGCACUGCAAUUUUUGCUUCCAAAGAAAUGCGGUAAGACUUGUUUACAUGGGUAUGGUGUAUCACACUUAACAUUUUUAGGACAACAUAGUGCCCAAACGUAAAAAAGCUGUGAUAGUAACAAGCUUGCUCAAUGAGAAUAACUUAAUUAAAAUUGUAUACAUGCGAUUUGCACAUUUGUCAGGAUUAAUUAAUCAAAUGAUAUUGUUGGGAAUGAAUAACUUUCAGUGAAAUUUAUAUCACUUAGUACUACACAGGGUAAGGGUAGAGUCCAGUAAAGCUUUCUUUUGGUGGCUAAUCUUGUAUCAACCCUUGCCAAAGUCAUCACUGAAAGGACAUUUGACACCAGUCAGUCAAUUUAAAAAAAGUGACAGAAAACCUAGGUCCGGAAGGUAUUUUCAGUGAUACACUCAAGAACACCACAACUAGCAAUUUAGAGCAGUCACACACUUUACCAGCCUUAAAAUAUUGGUUCAAAAUUAGCAUGGGUACAUCAAGGCAUGGUUACACGCAGGAAGUAAAGAGAGUGCCAAGUACAUCCAUGACUUGAUAUAUGCAUAUCAGAAAAACAAGGUUUGAAAACUUGUGGCUAAAAUCUACAGAAACUUGCAGCUGAAGUAAAAUUGCACAUAGAGAUUUACACCAUAAUAGCUCCUUAGGAAUUAGAAAGGACCUGUGCCCUCAGUAUGUUAUGGUAACAGUGCAAUCAUGAAAGGUACACAGAUUUGCAUUGAACUGAAGAAUCUUACCCCAAUAUAGAUAUCAAAUCUAACAUACAAACUCCACCUCUAUACUGGUUUACUACCAUGAUUAAUAUAACUAAUUUUUAAAGAGCAAAUUUUUCACACACAAGCAUUCAAACAACUCAGGUAGAAUAAGAAUAAUAGUUAUUGUGGUUGGUAGAAAUGUGAGAGAACUUGAAGAAAAACCCUUGAAGGGAUGCCGAGAACUCAGCUCACAUAUUGCACUACAGUGUGUAGCUUUUAGAAUCCAACCAUGUAGGUACUGUUGUGAAAGCAAGCACUGUUACCACGAUGGCUUCCAUGUGCACCAUCACAGCAAGGCUUUGUUGCUAUAGUUUACAUGGUUACUAACUUUGUGAUUUUCAAACUGGGCAAUCCCUUCAUACUCUUAGGUUGAAACAAUUCAGUAAAUUAGCUUGAUAUUACUUCUUAAUAGGAAACGAUACAUUUAUGUAUGAAUAUAUGUACAAACUGUAAACUAUACAUUUAAACUGAUACAGUGUUCUUUGUCAUUGACAGUUUCCUCCUCAGUAUGCUGGAAUAUCAGAACAGCACCAACCUGCUGAACUUAUUCCUCAGUUUUCAACCAUUGAGUACACUCUACAGGUAAACUAAUAGUUUGCAUAAUUAAAGCCAUUAACUUUGUUUAGAUUUAUUAGAAAAUCCCAGUAUGACCUAUCGCAUGCAUUUUGUGGGGACUUAUUAAUUAAUUUAUGUGAAACAUCAUUUUGAUUUUGAGUGCAAUUUGCUUAACACCUGUAGACAAGAUUUGGUAGAGUCUCCAUUCGCAUCAGAUACAUUUCUCAUAAGAAUCUCAUAGGAAUGGGAGAAACUCUCUCUGACUUUAUUGUUGCCUAAUUACUUUGACUUUAAGUAUAACCCUUCCUCCCUGUAGGGAUUUGCUAGAAACCUUACUCUAGUUUUUGAUCAACUCUCUUGUCCCAGAGGAAGCUUUCUUUUUUACCAAAAUCCUCAAGUGCUGCCAUAAUAUUGGACAUCCUUAUGAGGUGUGGGGUUGACAGCUGAAAGAGUAGCAAAAGAUAAAGGAUAAGAAAAGGAGAAAUGAAAAUAUUUGUUCUUAGUUGUUGAUUUCACUUAUUCAUUUGAUGAAUUGCUAUACUUCAAUUGGGUGGGUGGAUAGUUUAGAUUUCAAAGACAGACUUCUACAUGCAGCAACCACUAAAUUCACAACAACAGGCUCCCAACAAAACCUCUAACCUGGGGAAUGCCAGAUAGAAAAAUAUCCCAAUCUAUCUACCCUGAGGUAUGCAAUUUAUCUCAGAUCCCCUGAAUUGUGUGGCCAGUCCCAUCCAUGGGGGAGGGGGGGGAUGGGUGGUUGUGCUUUGACUCAAGUUCUAUUUGUACAUACAUGUACAGAUUCAAAACAUUACUGGUGUAUUUAUUCUGCAACGUGAUGUACCUGUUUUUUUCAGCGUGGAGGCACCUCUGGUCCAUUGAUAUAUCUGAUAGUGUUAGACACGUGCAUGGAUGAUGAAGACUUCCAGGCUGUGAAGGUCUGUUUUCAUACUGUAUACAUUGGACUCUAAACUUAACUUUUGUGAAGUACACUUUAGAAAUGGCAUAUUCCUAAUUUGGUAGAAGAUGUUGAGUAUGGGUUGUAUUACUAUUCUUACUGUAGCAUUAUCAAAGUUUUGACCCAUCUAAUGUAGUGAAUAAACAAAUAUGAAAUCAAGGUAAACUGUUAAAUCAUUUUUGUGUAUAUUUCCACACAUUUGUAAGUUUUCUACCACAUGCAUGCAACUACAGGUCCUUGAAGCCUGUGUACAUUAAUUCCUAGACAUAAUGUGCUCUUAAGGAAUCAAGAGAUAUUGUGGUGAAACCACUGGGUCGUCCUCUUUCUGUUAUCCAGGAGCCACCCUCAGAAGAUGCUGAUGUGCAAUCCAUGUCAUUAUACUCUCACAAACAGCUCCCCCUCAAAAAAAUACUGCAAAUAGCAAUAUGUGGGUCUUAACUUCUGUUUGGAAAAAGAAUUAUCAGAGAAAAAAACAUAGGACAGGGUUGGGAUAAUUAUGAGUUGUGAACUAUAAAUCUGCAUUAAGGAAUUGGACGUGAAAUGCUUUUUUUUUGUAUUGAAGGAAUCUCUGCAAAUGUCUCUGAGUCUAAUGCCACCCAAUGCAUUGGUUGGUCUCAUCACAUUUGGUAAAAUGGUAAGGAACUCUGUUAUUUUGCUGUGUAGUAAAUUACUCUAUGAUAAUUAAUUUUGUAGGUAAUCAGUGCCAUCAAGGUUUAUUUGCAUGUAAUGUGAACAAUUUUCAGUGUUUAAGUUGUAAUGUGCUGAUCAAUUCAAAGCUUCAACAUCCCCCCUCUUGCCACCACCCCCCUCCUUUUGAGGCAACCCACAACCAUUUAACUGUUUAACUGUUGUUGAAGCCCUGGGGUGGGGAACUUGAACCUUGUCCUGGUGGGGUGGAGAAUCUGAACCAGCUGAAUACAUGUUUUAAUUUUGAAUAUGGAGGAGUUUUAGGAUAUAGAGUCCACUUUUAUGAGCAAAUGGCUUAGAAGAAAAUAUUCACACUGUACAAUGAUGCUUAUAGAUGGGAAAAAAAAAGCAUCAACAACCAAUUCCUUACUUCGUCAAAUUAUAUGACAGUUGUUGACCAUACAAGGAAUGGUUCAGUAUAACAUUUUGGUCAAGUGGGGCAUUCAAAUGCAGUUUUUGCUAUGGGGGUGGGGUGGGAUUUUAAAUGAACUAAUCUUUUAAAGUUCAAAUGUUUGUAUGGAGUAUAGUGUAGAGAAAAGAUGUUGUGAUCUUGGGAGUGAAAGGGUUAAACAUUAAGAAUUUAAAGGUAUUUUUGAACAGGGUACGUAAUAUUAACGAUGAAAUUUAAAGAAGGUUGCAGACCAUAUCAUCUUUCUGGUACUGUUUCAGGUUCAUGUCCAUGAGCUGGGAUGUGAAGGUUGCUCCAAGAGUUAUGUCUUCAGAGGAACAAAGGACCUUAAUGCUAAACAAAUACAGGUUUGUUUAUGUGGAGAGUACAUGUGUAUGUUACAUUACUGUUCUUGCAAGCAAGGAAUGUUUCCUUAACAGAAUGAAAAGGAAAUUGGUCAGACUAGUUUUUUUCACUUUUUCCUUUUAUGUUGAUUAUCCUUAACAGAAAUGGUGCUUUGUCCAUAUUUCAGGAUAUGCUUGGCCUAGGAGGCAGUGGGCGAGGACAACAGCAGCAAAUGAGAGGAGGACCUGUACCACCACAACAACAGUCCAAUGAAACAUUUAACAGGUGUUCAUACUAUAAUUAGAACUAAGCACCACUACAUAGCAGGUGUAGUUUAGAAUUAUACCAGGUUUGCUCCAAAACCAAUUUCAAUUAGUUUGAACUUUCUCUUCCUUGGUCGAUUUUCCUCUGAAUUCUGUAGGUUUCAGGUCAGUUCUUCAAGUUGAAGUUUGGGGAGUGAAAUGUGUACACUUUAACAUAUAUGCUCCAUGUGGAAAAGUGUUUUUUCAAUUUAUUUGUACAAUGUAUGCCAUGUACAGUUGAUGUUCAAAGCAAUGAAACCCCUGGUCACUGGGGGAAUUUGGAGAGAAGUAUAAAAUUUGCUCCAACACUGGUUUAUUCACAAAAUUAUAUUGUAAUGCAUCACUGCAGUUCCUGUAGGAGCUGUUAUGAUGCAAAGCUUAAAUAACUAGACAGUUUUUGUGUUUACUGUUUUAUAGUAUAACUCCAUCUGUUCAGGUGACUCCCACUUAAGGUCAGGGGUAAUCAUAAAUGCUUACAUGCACAUGUAAAUGGGUACAUGUACAUUCAUUGUUUGGUACUUCAAGUUGCUAUUCUUGGGCAUGACAUUCCAAGGCCAGAGUAUGAUAUAUUAUUAUUUAUUUAUAGGUUUCUCCAACCAGUCCACAAAUGUGAUAUGAGCCUUACUGAUCUAUUGGGAGAACUUCAGCGAGAUCCUUGGCCUGUUCCAACUGGCAAAAGACCCCUAAGGUCAACUGGUGUGGCAUUGUCCAUUGCUAUUGGUCUGCUUGAGGUAUGGUCUCCCUUGUAUAUUAAUUUAUCAACAAUAAUAUGUACAUGAAGGUGUACAUGUACUUGUAAUAUGUUUUGUUAUAGUUUGAAACCCCCGCACAAUGUUCUGAACUGUAAUUUUGAAGAACUUAUUUUUAAAUGAAGGGUUUGCAAUAAUGAAGGAUUCAUAACUAAUAAGAGCAAUGAAACAGUUUGAUUCCAAGUUUUUGUACUUUUUCCACUCUAAAAGACAUCACUUUCUCAGGCAGCUGUUUAGCUUUCCCUGUCCUGUCCCAACCACUUCAUGGUUUGAAUUGUCAGGUGCAAUGAUGAAAACCUUUCUGGGGAAGAUUAGAAAAUGAAUGUACUUAUUCUAACUUCAAAUCACUGACAGUGAUAAAUAUCAUGUAAAUAUUAAAAUAUACAACAGCUUAGAGGCAGUGUAACAGCUAUUGUUUAUUUUCUUUUAGUGCACAUAUCCUAACACUGGUGGUAGAAUCAUGUUGUUCAUGGGAGGACCAGGAACACAGGUAUAUAUCAAGGCUUGAGUUUUUUGUUAAAAAAAUCAAACUCUGUCAUACUUAACAUACUUAGCAUAUUUUCUGCCGAGUGAGCUUCUUGUACUUACUUGUAUUUCUGGAUGAAGAGAGUUACUGAAAUCCUCUAUCACUUUUCUAAAAAUGCAUUUAUCUCUACAAAAUAUGCAGCUAUUUAAAACAUGAAAAUUGUUUUCACUUACUCUCUUGUAAUCACCUUGAAUGACCAAGGAGAGCAUGCUUAGUUUCUCAGUUGUUUUAAUAAAUCCAGCUACUGUCCUAAAGACCAAUGCAUCUUGUAGAUCUGUUGUAGCAAUGUUGCAUUAGACAUGUACUGUUGACUCUUAGUAACUUGAAUUGUCAAGGAAAAUUAUUUUAAAAGGUUUUUGUUAUCAACAAUUCAAGUUACAGAAGGAUAAGAAGAAAUGACUUAAGUCACUAAACAUUGCAACUCUUUCUCAGUCACUAAACAUUGCAACUCUUUCUCAGUCACUAAACAUUGCAACUCUUUCUCAGUCACAAACACGAUUAAUACACUGUUUGAACAAGUACAUUUGUAUAAUAAUGAAACAUGUAUGAAAACGCUGUAUUUUUCCAGUGAAGCAAUGUGUACAUGAAUUUAAAAGGAAUACUGCACAACACUUGGACAAAGAAUUUUCAGUUCUUGAGGAAUUGAUUGUGGAGCCUUUAAUUUUUUUUGUGAGAAGACUACAGGUGAUUCUUUCAUGUAUUGUGCUCAACAGGGACCAGGUAUGGUGGUUGAUGAAGAGUUAAAAAAUCCAAUGCGAUCACAUCAUGAUCUUGAGAAAGACAAUGCAAGACAUGUCAGGAAAGCUAUUAAGGUAUCAUAUGUAUAUCACCUCAGUAAGAAAUAAAUAAUCCUCAAAUUGAAAUGUUUGAAAUCUGCCCCCUCAAACAUUGCUCUGAAAAGUUUCCAGUAGCUUUCUAGCUACAUCAGUAACCAACUUGUUUAUAUGACUUGCAGCAUUAUGAAGCAUUGUCACGCCGUGCUGCAGAAAAUGGGCAUGUUGUGGAUAUAUUUGCAUGUCAGCUGGAUCAGACAGGACUUCAUGAAAUCAAGAGUUUUCCUAAUGUCACAGGGUAUGUCAUGAGACAGUGUUCUGCUAGACUAAAUUCUGUUCAGCAUGCAAAAGAAGUUAAAACACUUUUUGCCUUAUUUAUUUCUAGCUAUACUUAGUCUAGUCAAGUUCACUAACCAGAUUAACAUUUGACUGGCCCAUUUUUUUUAUUACUUUUCCUAACCUUUUUUUUCUAUUUGCAAAACUCUACUUUUAGAUUUCAAAAGUGCUUGAGCUCAAGCUCUCAUUCAAGGGAGCUUUUGAAAUGAUUGUUUUCUGAGUAUGCUUGUGUUAAUUGCAGAGUUUUAUCAAGUUUUACUAUUUUGUUUUAAGAUAUUACCAUGCUUUGCUUAAGUAUGGUGCUGCACCAAGCUGAAAAGUACUUAUCUUUUGUUCUAGAGGCUACAUGGUGAUGGGAGAUUCAUUCAACACAGCACUUUUCAAACAGACAUUUCAGAGAGUGUUUUCCAAAGAUAUGCGUGGAGAGUUUAAGAUGGCUUUUUGUGCUACACUUGAAGUGAAGGUUGGUGGAUUUUAAGUUUCUUGGGAUACAGCAAAGUCCACCUUUUAAUGCUUCUUUUGUAAAUGUAUAUCAGCUUUAGAGUGUUCUUUCAAACCAUCUGCAGCCCCUUCUCUCUCCCCUCAUGUUGUCCUUGACUGAAUUGGAGCAUCUGAACUGCCAGACAUAUACAAAAAUCCAUAAUCAUAUUCCUUUCACUACACUCAUACUGGCUACGAACCUUAUGUAAACAUGUAUGAUCUGCUUGGGUUGUUAAGUUUUAAUAUUUAUUAUAGACAUCAAGAGAGUUGAGAGUGUCAGGUGCCAUUGGACCAUGUAUAUCGUUGGACAGAAAAGGACCUAACGUUUCUGAAACAGUAAGACCUGUUUUCAGUUCUAGAUGAACUGAGGGAAAAUAAAGUUACUGGUAUUUUAAGUGUACACUGCAUAUAGAACUAGGAAAUAAAACGUCUAAUUAUAAGAAACAAUUGAAAACCACAUGUCAUUACCUUUAUGCAAUAAUUGUUGUUUUUAGGAAGUUAAAAAGUAUUACCUACUUUUACUUAAGCGUGAAUUUAAAUGCUUAAUUUAAGCAAGACCACUUCAGAUAGAUUGGUAAACAUAAACGAAAUGGAACUAGAGAAAGGAAUUAAAUUGUGCUCAAUGUGGUGAUUAGCGGUAAAUGGCCAUUUAAAAUAUUUAUCUGUGAUAUGAUUAAAUUCCUUACAAAACUUAAAAAACGAAACAUACAUUUAUUUAAGGAAAUUGGAGUUGGUGGAACAUGUGCAUGGAAGAUGUGUGGAUUAGAGCCUCAGACAACACUUGGAGUUUUCUUUGAAAUAGUUAACCAGGUUUGUCUCUUUUUUUCAAAUUUAAAUUGGUGUUUAGUAGCUUCAGUUGUACUAUAUGAUAUGAGAUGGGUACUGUUCAAUCCUUAAAGAAUGCUUUUGAUCUUUCUUCUUUACCUGAUAAAGAAAACAUUUCACUAAUUGUCUGUUUCCAAAUCACAGCACACAGCCCCAGUCCCCCAAGGAGGGCGUGGCUGCAUACAGUUUAUCACUCAGUAUCAACAUUCCAGUGGCCAGCGGAGAGUUCGAGUCACAACGUGCGCACGAAACUGGGUAGAUGCAUCAAAUGUUCAACACAUCGCUAUGGGGUUCGACCAGGAGGCUGCAGCCGUUAUGAUGAGCAGAGUAGCUGUUUUCAGGUAUAACGGUGAAUUCAGUAAAGUUAACAUUUUCUUUGAAAAACACUUUUGCGUGUAGAGAGUAAGUUAUUUGAAAGCGUCGUUGUGGUCUGUUAUAGAGCUGAAGGAGAUGAUGGACCUGAUGUGUUGCGCUGGUUGGAUCGCAUGCUCAUUCGACUAUGUCAGAAGUUUGGUGAAUACCAUAAGGAUGACCCAGGCUCUUUUCGUUUGGCAGAUAACUUCUCACUUUAUCCACAGGUACGAUAUUAUGGCCUCAAUAUGCAGAAUGUCCCAACUUUACCUGAGCAGGUGUCCGCCUCAGCCUUCCCCCUCUCCUCCCUCAGUACACGUUUCAUGGUACUAGUCGUGAUUAUCAUGAAGAUUGAAGCUUUAAACGUAUGAGGCAAACUGAAUGUUCCACAGAUCCAUUAGAAAUUCUAGUCUCCCCUUCAGGCCGCGCACUUUUUCUUUGAGUAAAUGUAACUUAUAUUUUUCAUCCAUUAUGUUGCAGUUUAUGUUUCAUCUUAGACGGUCACAAUUCCUUCAAGUGUUCAACAACAGCCCUGACGAGACAGCCUACUACAGGUACAACGUUUGUUACUUGUUAAUUUAACCCUUAUACAAAUGUUGAGAACAUUUAGGGGAGGCCAAUGUCAGUUGAUGUAUUUACCAUAUGAUCAAAGUAGUUUACGCCAGUGUUUGUUAAACAUUUACGGAAGGACGAAUUUCUUUAUCCAUAUGUCGUGUAAGUUGGAAUUUCCUGAUUCAGUGAACUGUGUUAGCCAAGGUGGACCCUCUCAAAUGUUUCAGUCAGUGAUAACUCUCCUUAUCAGGCGGGAUUUGUGUUUUUAAACAGUAACAGGUUUUGUGACUCAUUCCAUCAAAUCUUUUCAGUACUAUUAAAAUCGCGCGAAAAUUACAACUCUGUUGAACUAAUUCACUCUUACGAUAUGCUUGUUAAUUCUCCUCUUAAGGUGCGUCACAUUUCCUUGUAAGUUAAUUACGAGAAUUUGACCGUGUUUUAAUUUUAUUUUGUUUUGCAACCUCGCGUCGUUAUGGUACUUACUGGCUAGAAAUGGAUAUUGAGCAGCGUAGCCAAUCAGACUGCAGCAUUUGCGACAAUGCCAGUUGAUGUAUGCAAACAAUAAGUAGUGAUAUGGAAAAAAAGGACGUUGCGAUAUGAGACACAGAGCGACACAUCGUCGUUCGUCUCAGAAGACUUGGAAGGAAAAGUGAAAUAUACUGUAACCAUCUUAUUUUUGUUUUGCAUUGCAGACACAUUUUAAACCGUGAAGAUGUAACAAACUCGUUGAUUAUGAUUCAACCUAUCCUGUACUCAUAUUCCUUUCACGGCCCCCCUGAGGUUAGUUCACGGUCAAAACUGAACCUGCAUUGUGGUACUACGGGUUCUGUUCAUAAAGCCAAGCAAGAUACCAAAAGAAAUAGGGGAGCAUUUGAAUAGUGAACCCAACCAAUAAAAAUUAGAGCGAACCGAAGUCGAAUUAUUAUUUCAAAGUCAUGGUGGAUCGAUUGUUUAUUCAAUGUACCAGUGUAACGAUUUAAAGUGGUCUGACAGAAAAGAAAGCGCAAAAAAAAGACAAUCUGCAACUUAGCAAACUUUGAAUUUAUGGUAUCGUUAUAAAAGACCAUAAGACUGGUCAAUUUUCCUGAUGAUUUUUCUUCCAUUUGAUCUUUUUCAGCCUGUGUUGUUAGACUCUAGCAGUAUUUUAGUUGACAGAAUUCUUCUCCUGGACACAUUCUUUCAGAUUCUUAUUUUCCACGGAGAGGUAUGUUGACAAACUAUUUAGUAUCAUUUUUAUAUUGAAAAGUAAUGAUUCUCAUUGGAUUGUAUUUCAUUUUCUCUGAGUAGACAAUAGCACAGUGGAAAAAAGCCGGUUAUCAAAGUGAUCCACAGUACGAGAGUUUCCGUCAGCUUCUUCAGGCUCCAGUAGAUGACGCAGGUGAAAUCCUACAGGUUCGCUUCCCCAUGCCGCGUUACAUCGAGACUGAACAUGGGGGCUCUCAGGUAACAUUUUGGGGUUUCGUAUUUGUUUCAGUCGACUCCCAAUAGCUCAGACUUCAUGGGAAAUUUAAAAAGAUUUGAGUUAUCGUUAGUUAAAAAAAAAAUUUAAAAAAAGAGACCGGAACAUGAAUUAUUUUGGGCGCUAGUGUAGUUAAGCAGCAAUUCUUCAUGGAAAUACAGGCACUGUUGUUGUGCACUGGAAAUACAGGCACUGUUAUUGUGCCCUAACCCAGGAAAAACUGAACUGAGCGCGUUUUUUGUAAUGCAAGAAAGGAAAAGUAUAAAAUGGCUGUUCAAAUUAAAUUACAUAUUUUUGAUUGCAGUACACUGUUUGUUUUGAUUUGUCACGUUCUGACAGACGUGGUUCGACGUGGUUCGAUAGUUAUCGUGGGUAAAUUUAUAGGGAAUGACCUGUGUGGAAACGAAAAUUGCUUCGAGUUAGCGGGAGGUUCGAGUUAUUGGUGUAAGUAAGAGACUGUUUCGUUAAAAGGAAAGGUUGAUUCAGAGAACCUUUUUUUUCUUGAAGGGGGGGGGGGCAGUUCAAGAAAAAACAAACAAACAAAUAAAACAAAAAUACGCAAAAAAAUUUGGACUUAGCCGAACAGAAAUACCGUGUCUCAUGACGCUCUUGAAAAUCAAUUCAAACUCGUUGUUAUACCCCUGGAAACACAAUGGUCCUAUCAGGAAGGCAUGUCAUACUAAAAUGGUUUUACCGACUUGUUUGCGGUUCUAAUUCUUCGCUUUGAGGUCCUAUCCAGACUUUCAACGAGUCCAGCUUGCGUUAAAUUUCAGUUGGAAACCAAGGUUGACUUGUGAAAUAAACCCGGAUUUUUUUUUUGUAUCAUUUCUAGUUCCUCUUCAUAGAUCAAGACAACUGAUAAUGCGUUGCGUAGGCGAUGUGCGUUAAUGGUUGUUCUUCUUAUGUUUUUCUAGGCUCGUUUCUUGCUGUCCAAAGUAAACCCGUCUCAGACCCAUAACAAUAUGUUUGCUUGGGGUCAAGAUGCGGCUGGAGCUCCUGUGCUCACCGAUGACGUCAGUUUGCAAGUGUUUAUGGAACAUCUCAAGAAACUCGCUGUGUCUAACACUUCCUAAGCAAAGAAUUCCUUGGGGAUACAUCUAAGGAGCUUUCCAUAGAGGAAUCCUAGAUAUCCUAUUGAAAGUACCUAGAGGGAACUACCUAAAAGAGAUCUACCUAGUAAUUUCAGAAUAGUAAAAGUUUAUGCUCGGUGAGGAAUCUCACCGCUGGCCUUUUUCUCGAUAAUUAGUGGUGAAUACACACAGACGUUUUGCCUUAAAGAAAAAUCUUUAAUUUGAGUUGAAAGUAUAUUCUAGCAUACCAAACCCUUUAUCUGUAUUAAAGAACGUUAGAGAAGCAACAUGUUUUUACCUUUUUUAUGUCCUAUAAAUGAUUUUCGGUG